AUGGCGCAGUCGCAGCUCCAACAGAUGAUUGCCGUCCCCGGCCAGCUGCUCGGCCCCAGCAACAAGUACGUCGCCGGCCCGGGCACACACAUCCACGAGUCGAACCUGUACGCCUCGCUCCUCGGCACCGUCGCCGUGUCGCAACCGCCCUCUUCCACCUCUUCCAAACCCACAACGACCGCCGGCCUCGCCAAGCGCCUACACCGCAUCCAAGCCGUCCUCCAGUCCCCAUCCCCAACCGACAAAUCCAGCAACGGCGCAACAACCCUCCCCACGAUCUCGGUCGCGCCCCCGAGCGGUGGUGCUGUUGGUGGUAGUAACGAGAAGCGCGAGGUGCUGCCCGAGGUCCACGACGUGGUGCUUUGCCGUGUGACGCGCAUCGCGCCCAAGCAGGCGACGGUGGCGAUCCUGGUCGUGGGCGACGCCGUGCUCGAGGCCGAGUGGCAGGGCGUCGUGCGCGUGCAGGACGUGCGCGCCACCGAGAAGGACCGCGUGCGUAUCUACGAGAGUUUUCGGCCGGGGGAUAUUGUUAGGGCGCAGGUGAUAUCGUUGGGCGACCAGGCGAACUACUACCUUUCGACGGCUAGCAAUGAGCUAGGCGUCAUUAUGGCCACGAGCGAGGCGGGCAAUACGAUGUAUCCCGUUAGUUGGAAGGAGUACAAGGAUCCUGAGACGGGCCUGAGUGAGAGUCGGAAGGUUGCGAAGCCUAUGUGA
Anthostomella pinea is the source of this 714-nucleotide messenger RNA. NCBI's taxonomy places the organism in Eukaryota, Fungi, Ascomycota, Sordariomycetes, Xylariales, Xylariaceae. The record is from the annotation of a GenBank genome assembly.